Molecule: messenger RNA, 2278 nt
Organism: Cryptomeria japonica (Japanese cedar)
Lineage: Eukaryota; Viridiplantae; Streptophyta; Pinopsida; Cupressales; Cupressaceae
Product: probable leucine-rich repeat receptor-like protein kinase At1g35710
Exons: 3
Coding region: 1-2247 (748 amino acids)
Molecular function (GO): protein binding
Source: RefSeq, a predicted model, not a curated record
AUGGCCCGUGUGAAGCAGCUCUUCAUGUUGUUUUCAAUAUAUUCUCUCUAUUUAAGCGGAGUCGCAGCAGAUAUGCAAUGCAACGAAGCAGACAGAAAAGCCCUCCUGAAAAUCAAGGCAGGCAUAACACAAGACCCGACGGGCGUCCUGAGCUCGUGGGGAGGGAAAUCCGACUGCUGCCAUGGCAACUGGCGCGGAGUAGGCUGUGACGUCAACACGGGCAGAGUAACACUGCUCUUUCUGGAAGUCCUCGACUCAUGGAACACCAGCGAGUACAUGGUGGGCACACUCUCCAAAUCCAUCGGCGAUCUCACCGAGCUCGUCUACAUUUUUCUUCCGGCAUGGAAAAGAAUCACAGGAAAAAUCCCGAAUUCAAUGGCGCGCCUGGUUAAUCUUAAGAUGCUCGAUCUAUCGAAGAACGAUUUCACCGGCAAAAUGCCGUCAUGGAUACCGGAGCUGAGCAAGCUGACGAUGCUCAGGCUGGGGGGGAACCGUCUGCGGGGAAAACCUAUAAUAACCAAAAAAAAGCCUAGCACCAUGCCAAAGGAUAAGGAGAAUCCUCAAAAUUCAAGGAAACUCUGUCGUGCUUCAUACAAAUGGCUCAAGGUUACGCAUUCUCCAUCCUUCGUGAGCACGGAAACGAUCGUGAAUCUCUUAGGGUUGCUUUCAAUAUAUGCUCUGUAUUCAAGUAGAGUCGCAGCAGACGUGCAAUGCAACGAAGCAGACAGAAAAGCCCUACUGGAAAUAAAGGCAGGCAUAAUACAAGACCCGACGGGCGCCCUGAGCUCUUGGGGAAGGAUACCCAACUGCUGCAACUGGGACGGAGUGAGCUGUGAUGUCAACACAGGCAGAGUAACAAUGAUCCAACUUUCCCCGUCCGAUCCAUCCAACACCACCCUCUACAUGGCCGGCACGCUCUCCAAAUCCAUCGGCGACCUCACGGAGCUUGUCUACUUCCAGAUUCCAAGGUGGAGAAAAAUCACCGGAAAAAUCCCCAAUUCAAUCGCCCGCCUGCAACAUCUAGACCUGCUCGAUCUAGCGGACAACGAUUUCCUCGGCAAAAUGCCGUCUUGGAUACCCAGGCUGAGUAAGCUGAGGGUACUGAGCCUGAGCCGAAACAGGCUACGGGGAAUCAUCCCGCCGGCCAUUACAACGAUGAGCAAUCUGGAAGUGCUGGAACUCGAAGAAAACCGUAUAACCGGCACAAUUCCCCACGCAAUGGGGAAUCUGAGUCGAUUGGAUACAGUCAGACUAAACAACAACCUCUUAUACGGUUCUCUGCCCGAGUCCAUCGGCUUCAUCCCAACGCUCUUUCUGCUGGACGCUUCGCAUAACGCACUGGUGGGCAGAAUCCCUUCCUCUUACGGAAACCUUUCGGGGCUUGGUAUGCUGUCUUUGAACAACAACAAGCUAACCUACAUAAUUCCUUCCUCGCUCGGUCGUUUGAGCAGACUUUUUUGGCUGCAUUUGGAGGAUAACCGGCUGACGGGCUACAUUCCAGCAUCUAUGGGCAACCUUUCAAGAUUGAACAAUCUGGAUCUUUCCAGAAAUUUUCUGGGAGGCCCUAUGCCGGCCUCUUUUUCUCUCUUGAGCUUUCUGGAUACUUUCAAGGUCUCCGGGAACAAGCUCACGAACCCGCUUCCGUCUCUGCCUUCACUUCCUAGCUUCUUGGACUUGUCUUACAAUGAAUUCAAGCUGGGUAAUUCUAUUCCCACUUGGAUCACGAAUUCAAGCUUCGGGAUCGAGAUCAGUUUGGCCGGGUGUGGGAUCGACAUGCGGUUCGAGGACUGGAAGCCCAGGCUCAAGGAUUGGACGGCCACCCAAACUUUCCUUUCGGUUGAUCUCUCUGCCAACAAUAUCAGAGGCAGUGCAGUCGAAUUUUUCGAGGCCAUGACGUUCGUAAGGCACGCUAAUUUGUCAAACAAUCAGCUCAGCUAUAACUUCUCCAGCGGAGUCAAUUUCUCCCGCUGGUUGCAGACACUUGAUCUCCAUUCCAAUCAGCUGUAUGGAAGCAUCACUCCAUCUAUUGGCAAGUUGAUUGAUUUGAAGACUUUAGAUCUGUCGAAGAAUGGGCUUACUGAGAAAAUUCCCGGGGAGAUGUUAAAUCUAAGGAAUCUGACCCAGCUGAACGUGAGCUAUAAUCAGCUGUGUGGAGAGAUCCCUCAAGGGAAGCCGCUGAACGAGUUUCCCGUGUCUUCCUAUUCCCACAAUAAAUGUCUUUGUGGAUUGCCUCUUGGACCUUGUUAGUAAUCUGUGUACCCUCUCAUAAUAAGGAACC